AUGCCCCCCGAACCGACAAGCAAUGUGGCAAAGUCGGCAACUCUCGCGAGCAUGAACAAAACGGGAAAAGCUACCGGACGCGGACGCGGGAAAGCCAAGAACGUGGAUGACGAUGGCGCGAUUGCAGUCGAUGGCAUUCCGGGGCACGACAAUCAGUACGCCCUCCUUGACGAGGAGAACCCCCUCAAUCUGGAACCGGCGAAGAGCAGCGGAAAUAACGGAAAGAGACACAAAUCUGUGAAGGACGUCGCGAACGCGAUCAGGGAGGCCAAAGCGGCCCUGGCGAAGAGCGCAGCUGAGGGAAUCACCGGGGACGACCUCGCAAUUGUUAUCGACACGGCCCCUAGCACACUCCCUUCCCUUAACGAAACGGACGGGACAAACGGAACGCCCGCUACGGCCGACCCUGGCCUAACGUCGACUACGGAUGCCCAGCCCCCCACCGGAGGCGUCAAUGACACCGCUGCCCCCAACCCGACCGUCGCCCACACCCCCCACCUGGCUGAGCACCCCGGCGUCCUAGACGCCACUGCCCGCACCGGAGAUGACGCCCCCACUGCCGCAGCCAGCCAAGCGAUCGAAGGGAAUACUCCAGUGCCCAUUACCGCGAUGAACCUGAACACCGCGCCGAAUGGCCCGGAAACCGCAGGCCUGGCCCAGAACAUCCCCGGCAAGGCCCGCGUCACCCUGAUGCCCCACCCCGCUGAGCUGCACGAGGACAAGAGACAGACUCACGCACUCACAGAAGAGGCUACCGUCGCGCACGUCAACCCCAAGACGCAGGACGUGCAGAUGUCGGCACCAGAGGACCCCUCGAUCGAAGAAGAGCCCCCAUUCAUUCUAGUCGGUACACCCCGGAAGGCGAUCCCCCCCCCAUCCCGUGAAACGACGCUCCUCCACGAGGAGAAGAAAGUACGCCAACAGACGGAGGAGAACGACGCGGAACGACGCCGUCAGGAGAUCGCGCUCCUCGUCUCGUCGUCCAUAGCGAAAGGACCGUCGGGCUCCCUGGACUCGGACAAGAUUGUUGACAUCGACGUAUCACGAGACAACGACCUUCCCCCGCCUCCCCCGGAUAGUAUUCCGGAGGGAAAGCUGGCCAUCAUCGGCGACCAACUCCUCGCGAACCGCGCAUACGCGGCGGUGGCAAAAAGUCACCCGCAACGCCCUGAGGUACAACUCGCCCCGGUCCCGCCGAGCGGAUGGACCGCGCCGCAGAUGCGGUACCGGCUGCAGCAGCUGGAAGACAUCGAGGAGGAACAAGUUAAAUACUGGGCGGAGAACGACGAGCACUUCGGGAACAACGUACUCGUGACCGUCUUCGACAGACUUAACCUGACGGCGGACGAAGCUCAGGACGUCUUUGGGGAAGUGCGCGCAACCGUCCAAGCCUUCCUCCGAGAAGGGGCACCCCUCCGAAUCAUCCUACCUGUCGCGGCGAACAAACGGCAGCCGCGCACGGGGCUCCUUUCCUCUCUUACGACUGAGGAUAAAGCCCUCAUCCUAGCGCAGGGAGUCUUCGCCACGGCCGACAUCGCCUUCUUCACGUUCACCUUCGACGAUGUGGUCGUAAACCCAUCGUUCUACAUGACUCUCAAAGGCCCCAUCGAUGCAGAUGAAGGGCUGAUGCUGUACGCGAUACAGGUCGCUCUCGCAGAGAAAGCAUCGGACAUAGUAGCUGCCCUCGGAAUGGACCCCAAAGACAGGAAAGCGAUCGGACAGGUAAAUAGCUUCCUGCAGAACCUCAAGUGUCGGAUUCUCCCCUUCCUCGCGCCGAAAGGCCGCCCGCAACCCCGCUACAACAUAUAUGGACCCAUCAUUAACUCGGCACUCCCGUGCGCGUACCGGGACGUCCAAGCCAUCAUGAGGACGACGAACUUCUGGCACGCACAAGUCGGACCGGUAGACGAAAUUAUCAUGGACCCCUGCACCUUCUGCUAUGGCGCCGACCACGUAUACGGGCUGUGCCCGAUAAGGGCCCAAAUUCCCCAAGGUUUCCUCGGCUCGACGAAGAACACGUCGCCGCGCGCCCAGGACUACGGGCGCAGAGGCGGAGGAACUUCCCGAGGUGCCUUCAGAGGCAGAGGGCGCGGACGGGCGACAUAG
Molecule: messenger RNA, 2106 nt
Organism: Punctularia strigosozonata HHB-11173 SS5
Lineage: Eukaryota; Fungi; Basidiomycota; Agaricomycetes; Corticiales; Punctulariaceae
Exons: 3
Coding region: 1-2106 (701 amino acids)
Source: RefSeq, a predicted model, not a curated record